GAAGUACUGGUGGCGCGAGGGGAGCUGUGCAGUAAUGGCGUGGUCUUACUCGGAUGACGGAUACUAUGACGGGAGCCGGCUCUUCAGCUGGGUGUCCGACCUGUCCGGACUCCCUAUAGACCAGGUUAAUUUUCUGGUCAGCCAAUUCCUUGCUCUGGCAUUGGCACCACUAUUUAGAAGUGUUUUCCAUCCAUCAAGCACCAGCCCAGCAACCCGCCAUGCAUUUGGAUUGUUCUUGGGGCUUGCAUUUGGGUACUUCUGUUUCGGCAAGCAUGCGCUACACAUUGCAGGUUUACCUGCACUUUGCUACAUUGUCAUGCGGACACAGGAUCCCCAUAUUAUGCAAAGGAUGGUGCUUGCAGUUGCCCUGAUCUAUCUGUCUUGCAUACACCUCCACCGCCAGGUCUAUGACUAUGGAUCAUACACAUUAGACAUAACAGGUCCACUUAUGGUAAUAACUCAGAAGGUUACAAGCUUAGCCUUCAGCCUCCAUGAUGGGUUAACAAGGAAAGAUGAAGAGCUGACUCCGAACCAGAAAUACCAUGUUGUGAGGAAGAUGCCCACGGCCUUGGAGUACUUCAGCUACAUGUUCCAUUUCCAAGCACUCAUGUGUGGACCUGUCAUAUUCUACAGAGAUUACAUUGACUUCAUACAUGGGCACAACCUCUUCAAGCACCCAUCACCAACCUCAGGAGCACUGGACAGAAAUUCGAAUAGCAGUAAAGUAGUGCUGGAACCAUCACCAUGUCUUGUGGUUCUCAAGAAGGUUACCUGCUCACUGCUCUGUGCUUUAUUCUUUGUAAAACUGAUUCCAUCAUUUCCCAUCACAAGAGUAAAAGAAUCAGACUUUGUGGAGGAGGCAUCAUUAGCUGAAAAGACUAUGUACCUGAUAGCAGCAACUUCUCUAGUCAGACUUAAGUAUUACCAUGCCUGGCUCUUAGCAGAUGCAAUUUGCAAUGCUGCAGGGCUGGGAUUCAAUGGCUAUGAUAAGGACGGUAAUCCUCAUUGGGAUCUUAUCUCAAAUGUAGAUAUUUUAAAGUUUGAGCUUGGUCUAAGCCUGCAUGACAGUAUUGAACAGUGGAACAAAGGGACAACUCGGUGGUUACGUAUGAUUGUGUAUGAAAGGGCUGGUAAAAUGAAGACUGUAUUAACCUAUGCUCUGUCAGCCCUUUGGCAUGGUUUUUAUCCUGGAUACUACCUCACUUUUAUGAGUGGAGCCUUAUUCACCUUUGCAGCACGUGCAGUGCGAAAAACAAUUCGACCCUAUUUUCUGGGUUCAGAUGUUUCAAAGACUGCAUAUGAUGUGCUGACCAUGCUAAUAACACGUAUUAUCAUGGGUUAUAUUACAUUUAGCUUUAUUCUUCUUGAGUUUUGGCCCAGUGUCCGACUGUAUUUGCAUAUGUACCUGUGGCUCCACAUUUUGGGCAUUCUGGCCUUGGUUGUACUGCCUCGCCUAUUCCCGUCAUCUAAGGAGAGGCAUGUUGCUGCUUCCAAACCUAUUUCCAAUGGUGUGGCUGCCAACAAAUAUGACUGAAUUAUGUGUAAGCCUUUUUAAAUAGUAAUGUUGUAUAUAUAACAAACAUAUGAAGACAGAGAGAGACUCACAGAAAAUAUGUGACUUACUGGUGUACAUGUUAUGCUUGCAAGUAAAAGUUAAAAGAUUUUCUUUUAACUUUAUUUUAGUCUUUUGAUAUUGUAAGAGGCAAAAUAAAUUUAACAGACCCAUCUAGUAAUGAAUGUUGAACUGAUAUUUGUUAAAGGUUGUCUAGUUUUGUCAAAAACUUUUAGUCAUGUGGACUGGGUUUUAAGUUGGACCAAAUGUCAAUGUUUUAAAAACAUGCAUUUUAAAAUAAAAGUGUAAUUCAGUGUUUGCUGAGAGAAAUGUUUUUACUAUUUGACUGUUAACUGAUGGACUGUAUAUUUUAACAAAAUGUUUUAAAUGUUAUACAUUUCAUAUAAUCAUAUUUUCAUGGAUGUCAUAUACAAGAUAUGAAACCCAUCAUUGUGAGGAUGUAUGUAUAUCUCAUGUUGUCACAUUGUACUGGUGUUAGUAACAAAGAUAUAUUUUACAUUGUCCAAUUACCUGGCAAUCACAAUAUGUAACUAAUAAACCCUCAAAAGUAAAUUUCAAUUACUGUUAAUCAUGUAUACAUAAAGGCACAACUGCAUCAAUAUGCAUGUGUUUAACAGUUAUAGGUAGUAUCUGUUCAGCUGAGCAUCACAUUUGUUGGAAAUCAUUGUAAUCACAACUCAGUUUCAUUUUCAUAAUUAUCACUGAAACAUUAAAAAGUAUAUCUUGCAUAUAAACUAAAUUUUACUUACUCGCUGUAGAACAAUGAGGCUUUUGCAAGUUUAUUGUAAUUUUGCUUCAUGCUGUAUAAUUCUGUUGCAAUAUCCAGUGCUUCCCCCAUGUAUAUGUUAAUGGCACAACAUAGUGUAACCCAUAUUUACAGGUAACUUCUUCAAUGUACUGCUCCAGUACGAAUGUUGCGUGGUUCAGUGGUAGCCGUGUUAUUGCCUGGCUACAGGCAACACUAUUAUGUUAUCAACUGUGUAUGUGUUUGACAACAAAUUAUUUCAGGCAAAAUUUAUGUGUACAGAUGAUGCAGCACUUUUUGUAUACAAUUUGCAUUUAACUGCAAUUGCAAUUUUUGUAAAGCAUAUAUUCUAGAAUGACUGAGAAAACUAAUACAUGCAAUGACAUGUUAUUUGAUCUCUUUAUUGCCUCUUUUUGUGCAUUUCCUCAGAAAGAGUCAAAGAACUGUCCCUUAUA
Schistocerca serialis cubense is the source of this 2773-nucleotide messenger RNA. RefSeq names its product lysophospholipid acyltransferase 6 (gene oys). NCBI's taxonomy places the organism in Eukaryota, Metazoa, Arthropoda, Insecta, Orthoptera, Acrididae. Gene Ontology annotation, molecular function: acyltransferase activity. Gene Ontology annotation, biological process: lipid modification. The transcript has 11 exons. Gene Ontology annotation, cellular component: membrane. The record is from RefSeq and is a predicted model, not a curated record. Bases 35 to 1534 code for a protein of 499 amino acids.